Molecule: messenger RNA, 1029 nt
Organism: Penicillium crustosum
Lineage: Eukaryota; Fungi; Ascomycota; Eurotiomycetes; Eurotiales; Aspergillaceae
Product: zinc-dependent alcohol dehydrogenase family protein
Exons: 5
Coding region: 1-1029 (342 amino acids)
Molecular function (GO): zinc ion binding; oxidoreductase activity
Source: RefSeq, a predicted model, not a curated record
AUGCGGGCUCUAGAGUACAGCGAAGCUAGAAAAUUCAGCAUUGUUGAAAAAGCUCUUCCAAAACUCCGCGACCAGGACAUCUUGAUAAAAGUAAAAGCCUCUGGGGUGUGCGGGACUGACCUGCACAUCCACGACGGUGAAUUUGGAGCUCGGUUCCCACUCGUCCCCGGUCACGAGACUGUGGGAGUAGUUGCAGCAUUUGGUAAAGACGUCCAGGGCUUCACGAUCGGAGACCGCGUGGUAGCUGAUAACUCCGAGCUAUGUGGACAUUGCCACUAUUGUCGUCGGGGCAAAGAACUGUUCUGCGAUAACUUCAUCGCGCAUGGCGUUAUGGUUGACGGAGGUUUUGCGGAAUAUGCCGCGUAUCCAGCAAACCGCGUAUUCACGUUCAAGAAUCUGGGUGACGUGGAUGCCACACUUUUGGAACCUGCGGCGUGUGCGGCGCAUGGGUUGGACAAGAUUGCCCCUAAGAUGGGAUCCAAGGUGCUUUUAUUUGGUGCCGGUCCAACCGGACUAAUGCUAGCUCAGAUGCUUCGGGAAAAUGGCGGGUGCCACACUGUCAUUGCUGCACCGGGUGGAUUGAAGAUGGAGCUUGCCAAAUCUCUUGGUGCUGCUGAUGAGUACGUUGAGCUCCCGCGCGAGGUAAAUGCCGCGGCGGAUACAAUGAAGAAACUCCAAAUGGAUAACCCAUAUGGAUUCGAUAUUGUUGUGGAGGCUACUGGCAGCGCGAAGAUCUUGGAGGAUGCUAUCCAUUUGGUGACCAAAGGUGGCAAGCUAGUGGUAUACGGUGUUUAUAAGGACGAUGAUCGUGUCUCCCUAUCGCCGAACAUGAUAUUCAAAGAAGAGAUAAAUGUGCUUGGCUCCUUCAGUCAAACCCAUAAAUUCCCUGCUGCUAUUGAUUAUCUUGAUAGGAAGCGCGUUAAAGUUGAUGGCAUUGUUAACAAGACAUUCAAACUGGAGGAGUGGCAGGCAUGCCUUGAUGCAAUGAAGAAUAAGUCAGUAAUUAAGGCUGCCAUAGUAUUUGAUUAG